Messenger RNA from Pyrus x bretschneideri (Chinese white pear), 2167 nucleotides. Its product is annotated as ABC transporter G family member 5. NCBI's taxonomy places the organism in Eukaryota, Viridiplantae, Streptophyta, Magnoliopsida, Rosales, Rosaceae. Gene Ontology annotation, cellular component: membrane. The transcript has a single exon. Gene Ontology annotation, molecular function: ATP binding; ABC-type transporter activity; ATP hydrolysis activity. The coding region runs from base 101 to 2119 and encodes 672 amino acids. The record is from RefSeq and is a predicted model, not a curated record.
GGAACCUUAUAUUUAGCACUGAGCUGAGCUUUGCAGAGACAAACAGGAAGUAAAGAAAAAACAGAGAGGCAAACAAGAGAGAGAGCUCUUGAAAUCUUCAAUGAAGAAACAAGGCAGUGAGAUUGAGGCAGUAGGCAUCUCCUACAAGAUUAAUCACACACCCCACCGCAACUUCUUCAACAUCUUCAGCCAAAACAAACAACCUGCUUCUGCUUCUGCUUGUGCUGCAAAAGUGGCUGUAGUAGCAGUUGAGGAUGAUAGAAGAUCAUCGAGAGGAAGAGCAGGAGGAGUUGGUGGGCAAGAAGUCCUCAAGGACGUCAACUUGCGAGCAAGGCCAUGGGAGAUCCUCGCCAUUGUUGGUCCCAGUGGAGCUGGUAAAUCUUCCCUCCUUGAGAUUCUCGCCGGCAAACUCACCCCGCACGGCGGUUCUGUUUUCGUCAACCAAAAGCCUCUCCGCCAACCCUACUUCAACAAGGUCUCCGGCUACGUCACCCAAAAGGACACCUUGUUUCCUUUGCUUACAGUCGAAGAAACCCUAAUGUUCAGCGCCAAGCUCAGGCUCAGGGUUUCUCCCCUUGAGCUCAGCUCCCGCGUCAAGGCCUUAAUCAACGAGCUCGGCCUCGCCCAUGUCGCCGCCGCCAGAGUCGGAGACGACAGAGUUCGGGGGAUCUCCGGCGGAGAGAGGCGGCGUGUCUCCAUCGGAGUCGACGUCAUCCACGACCCCGAAGUGCUCAUCCUCGACGAGCCCACUUCCGGGCUUGACAGCACCUCCGCCCUUCAGAUCAUUGACAUGCUCAAGACCAUGGCUGAGACCAGGGGCAGAACCGUCAUUCUGAGCAUUCAUCAGCCGGGAUUCAGAAUUGUGAAGCUCUUCAACUCAAUCCUUUUGCUGGCCAACGGCUCCGUCCUCCACCACGGCACCGUCGAUCAUCUCGGCCUCAACUUAAGGCUCAUGGGGUUGGAGCUCCCUCUUCAUGUCAACGUCGUCGAGUUUGCAAUCGACUCCAUCGAAACCAUUCAACAACAACACCAUUCCGCACCACACAAUAAUAUUCUUGUUCUUGAUCGUCAAAGUCGAACUGGUAAGCUGACUCUGCAGCAGCUGUUUCAACAAUCGAAGACCAAUAAUAGUAAUGCCGGUGGCGGAGGCGGAGGAGGAGUAGUGCCACUUGAAGUUGACGACGAUAAAAUCACCAGUAAUGAAGUUUUUCCCGAUUUGGAUUUUACUAAUUCGAGACUGCGAGAGACGAUGAUCCUGAGUCAUAGGUUCUCGAAGAACAUAUUCCGAACAAAGGAGCUGUUCGCGUGCCGGACAAUUCAGAUGCUCGUCUCCGGACUAGUUCUAGGCUCCAUCUUUUACGACCUCAAAGACGAUCGCACCGGAGCCGAGGAAAGGGUAGGUCUAUUCGCAUUCAUUUUAACGUUUUUGCUGUCGUGCACGACGGAAGCACUGCCGAUAUUUCUUCAAGAGAGGGAGAUUCUGAUGAAGGAGACUUGUUGCGGAAGCUACAGGGUCUCGUCUUACGCCAUCGCCAACGGAUUGGUUUACCUGCCCUUUCUACUAAUCCUGGCCGUCCUUUUCACUCUGCCGCUGUACUGGCUGGUCGGACUCAACCCUAACUUCACGGCCUUCUUCCAUUUCUUGUUGUUGAUAUGGUUGAUACUAUACACUGCGAAUUCCGUGGUGGUGUGUUUCAGUGCACUCGUGCCUAAUUUCAUCGUGGGAAACUCGGUCAUUGCCGGCGUCAUGGGGUCUUUCUUUCUCUUCUCCGGUUACUUCAUCUCCAAGCAUGAGAUUCCCGGGUACUGGAUUUUCAUGCACUACAUAUCGCUGUUCAAGUAUCCAUUCGAAGGGUUUCUGAUAAACGAGUUCUCAGGGUCGGACAAGUGCUUGGAGUAUUUCUUUGGGAGGUGUAUGGUGACGGGAGAAGAAGUUCUCAGAGAUGAAGGGUAUGGGGAGGAGAGCCGGUGGAGGAAUGUGGCGGUCAUGGUCUGCUUCGUCUUGUUUUACAGGUUUAUUUCUUAUGUCAUUCUUAGAUGUAGAUGUCGAUGCUCCCAGUCCCAAAGGGGCUUCAAACCUACUCCUCCUCCUACGCUCACUGCACCUCCUUUUCUUUAACUAGUAAUUGUAUGAUUAUAUAUAUAUGAUUGUAUUAUUUUGUGCUCA